AUGGCCGGGCUCUACCGGCCGGGGCUCGUGGCCGGGCCCGGAAGCUCAGCUUUUUCUGCACCCGCACUGCCCGCUGCUCGGGUGACACCUGGCUGCCCGGCGUGCCCCACCCAGAGCUCACCUGCAGCUUCCCGGAGACGUUUGUUCCCCGGCGCUGACGGCACAGUGGGCCCUGUCGCUGGGAGACUCCACUUCCCAGCGUGCCCCGCGGCGCGCCCGCGCCUGCCGCUCCCGGCCGGCCCCGCGCGCACCCGGCCGGCCCGGCGGGAGGCGGCAGCCCUGGCCGAGCGGGUCCCGUCGAGCGCGGGUCCAGCGAGGCCGCCCGCCCCGCCGCGGCCCGGGCCCAGGAGAUUCCCCCCUCCCGCGUCCUGCCAACCUAAUGGAACCAGCCAAGAAGCCCUGCAGUAUGAAAUCAAAGAGCUGAAACAGAAAGACCUUGCUCUAGACCAGGAAACUGCACAAUUAUUGUCUGAAGGCUACAGCCUGGAGGAAUUGGAGCAGCACAUUUCUCUGCUCCAUGAGUACAAUGAUAUUAAAGAUGCUGGACAGACGCUGCUGGGCAAACUGGCUGUUAUCCGAGGGGUUACUACAAAGCAGCUCUACCCUGAAUACGAUCUGGAGCUUAGCGACUAGUAUUGAACCUGAAGACUGCCCCAUCCUGCAAAAAUGACACUUACUGGGCCGUGACGUUUUGGUGUGGUAUUGGUUCAGAGCUGACAGAAGGUGGCCUCAGAAGCGUGUGUGUAGAAUUGCAACAGCGUGUGAAUUAGCUGCCUUAUUUCUGAGAAGCUUUACAACGCAAAAGCUGUUGAAUCUGUCAACUGUGUCCUGCUUGUGGGAAAGGGAUGUAGGACUUUGGAUAAUUUUGUCUCCUGUCUGAUGGGACAGUAUUUUAUUUUUUUUCGUUUCUUGGAAAGGCCGUAAUUCAGGUUGAUGUGAAGACUCUUCCCGUGGAGACCUUGCUUCUCUCCAACAUCCAGGGGCUGUUUGGUUACUGAAUAAUAGAGGAAGCGAGGGCAUGCAAACGUGCAAUGUAAUAGCUGCUUUGAAAGAAAAGAAAAAACCCUCGGAAGCAGCAAGGGAAGAAGGCUGAAGUUGUGGUGGCUUGGGGGUUGGUUUUGUUUUAUGAUCACAUCUGGGUGAGUCUGGGUAUUCUGCAUUUUUGUACUUAACUGCUCGGGUAGCUAGAGGUUCUGUAUCAUUUCUGUGGUAAAUGGCAAAAGGUGAAGUUGUAUUGAACUGUCCUGUCUGAAUAAAGCAGCUGUCGCAUU
Molecule: messenger RNA, 1271 nt
Organism: Falco peregrinus (peregrine falcon)
Lineage: Eukaryota; Metazoa; Chordata; Aves; Falconiformes; Falconidae
Gene: SWI5
Product: SWI5 homologous recombination repair protein
Exons: 5
Coding region: 1-633 (210 amino acids)
Biological process (GO): double-strand break repair via homologous recombination
Cellular component (GO): Swi5-Sfr1 complex; Swi5-Swi2 complex
Source: RefSeq, a predicted model, not a curated record